GCUCGAUGUACGGUCAGCUAGCAAAGCAUACCAGUAAUGUUAAAAUACUUGAUUGUGAGAAUCACUGUUACUGCCGCAACUUUACUGUAUUAUCAUCGAUGGGUGCAACGAGUAUACGGUCAGUUUGAGUUUGAGCGCUACAGUAUCAUGAGAGAAAAGCAUCGAGUGAGAGAUAUGUUGACUCAAGUGAGCAUCAUGAUCCAUUCGAAUAUGUAUUAAUUUUCUAAUAUCGGAAGAAACGACAACAGGAAAUAUCGCCGUGCGCUAAAGUGAGGAAGAGGGACUAGAAAAGAGUGUGGAGGCGAUCUAGUACAUAGACAUUGAGAGCUAUCUCUGCUGCAUAGUACAAGUUGUAUCGCCAGGGCGCGAGGCCGCGACCCUGAGCCCGAUACGCGGAAUAGGACGUUUCGAUAGCGGAAUAGUGCGCGCAACGAAUACGUGUCAAACAUCGGUCCACGGAUAAGCGCAAAGUGGAGCAUCGUAGCGUACGCGGUGCUAUCUGCUAUCAUUUGCUCGCGAAAAGGUCGAGAGUUCAUGAUCAUUCAGUGACUCGAAACGAUGAUUCGACUCGUCGUUUGACGACGAUCAUUUUUUUUCUUUAUUUAUCACUGCCUGAACGAUCAAAAACUAUUAGUAGGCAAAACGACGAAUUUUUUCUCCCUGCUCUCUCGCCUCUUAAGUGGAUAUCUCGUUGACCAGUGUUAUAACCUGUUAAGAUCGAACGUUUCUACGUUACAUCGUUCAGAAAGAUUUCUUUGAAAAAGAGAAUUUUGUGAAUCGGAGAGUGAUUAUUGUAUAGUGAUAACACGAUCCGAAGAUGCCGCUCUUCGGUAAAAAGGAUUCGAAUAAAAAGAUCAAGAAAGAUGGGAAAGACGAUAAAUCGCCGUCUGUCGAGGACAAAUACAUCCUAAAGGAGUUGCUUGGAACGGGUGCUUUCUCUGAAGUACGUUUGGCAGAAAGUAAAGAAAAGCCUGGUCAAAUGUUUGCUGUGAAAAUCAUUGAUAAAAAAGCAUUGAAAGGAAAAGAGGAUUCUUUAGAAAAUGAAAUUAGAGUGUUGCGAAGGUUAACACAUCCAAAUAUUGUUCAAUUACUGGAAACAUUUGAGGAUAAACACAAAGUUUAUUUAGUUAUGGAAUUGGUUACCGGUGGAGAACUAUUUGAUAGAAUUGUCGAAAAAGGUUCCUAUACAGAGAAAGAUGCAUCAGGUUUAAUAAGACAAGUUUUAGAAGCUGUGGAUUAUAUGCAUGAUCAAGGUGUUGUGCAUAGGGACCUUAAACCUGAAAACCUUUUAUAUUAUAAUCCAGAUGAAGAUAGCAAGAUCAUGAUUAGUGACUUUGGACUGUCGAAAAUGGAAGACUCUGGUAUUAUGGCAACUGCUUGUGGUACUCCAGGAUAUGUUGCUCCAGAAGUCUUAGCACAAAAGCCGUAUGGAAAAGCUGUAGAUGUGUGGAGUAUAGGAGUCAUUUCUUACAUCUUAUUAUGUGGUUAUCCUCCAUUUUAUGACGAAAACGAUGCGAACCUGUUUGCACAAAUUUUAAAAGGUAUUAUUCUAGUUUUUGUAUGCUGCUAUAUACAUGCUAGUGUAACUGUUAUAGGUGAAUUUGAAUUUGAUUCGCCGUACUGGGACGAUAUCAGUGAGUCUGCAAAGGAUUUCAUUCACAAAUUGAUGUGCGUCAAUGUCGAGGAGCGCUUUAGUUGCAAACAAGCCCUUGCACAUCCUUGGAUAUCCGGCAAUGCUGCUAGCAAUAAAAAUAUCCAUGGCUCCGUAGGAAUGUCUUCCUCUUCUCUCAUGGUUGCAGCAAGCCUACCACGCAGCCACGGUCAUACGUCAAAUGCAACGGCUGGCACUCAACAGCGGCCAACAGCAGCAGGGCCCAGGAUCAACAGGCCCCUCCAGCGGCAACCCCACGCCAUACCCCGAUCAAUCGCAAUCCAACCCCAGUUACCAACCCAGAUCAGUGGAGCCUCCGACCAACCUCAAUUGAAGGAAAUACGCGAGUCACCAUUGCCGGUGUCAAGCUUGGUGGUCUCGAGUCCUAUUCCCAUUCCGAUCACUCCAAAUUCACCAUUAUACUUACGCAACAAACGCUUCAAGCUGUGGGGUAGCACACGCACUGCUCUGUCUACUCUAUUUCAAACGAAUGUAUCGUAUCUUAGAAAGCAAAGAAAGUAUAAGAAAAGCUGAGUCAUGCUAAGAUUCUUCUAAUGAAAAAUAUCAAAGCCGUCAGGUGGCCGUUUAUUCUCUUACCGAGUUAUUAUUUAAAUACUGGUAAGAGUUUGUAUAGAUUCCAGCUAAUUCGCUUUAUUGUGGUCUCCUGUGACAUGGUUACCACCGAUCGUGUAUAUUACAAAAUUACACACGCUCGCGAGUGCGCGCACAUACACACACUUAAAUGCACGUAUAAACAGCCCGCGCGAUAUAAGGCGAUUUUCCGAAUGUUUCUCGUUUUAUCGUCCCUCUCAGUUUUGUUGGCUUUGUUUCGACAAUUUCUAAAUAGAUCUUCUCACUUUGUUAGUAUAUAUUUCACAGUAGAAUUAAAUCCCGUAGCCAUCAAUAGUGAUUUUAAAUGACGAUAUGUCAACGGCAUUGAUUUGAUCAAGUAAAGAUGUAGUUAAUGUAUUUAGAUAAACUUAAUGCUAAUUGUGAAAUCUUGUAACGCAAGAAAGAUCUUGCUCGAUCAAAUCUGCUAAAUGUAUAAAGAAAGAAAAAAAAAAAGAAACUAUGUGAACAGUACAACGACAAGUUUUUAUCUUUUAUAAGGUUUGGUGUAAUGAAUAGUAGUUGUUUAGAUGAUUUUUUGCUAUGUGAACAUCUUACUAUAUUCUGGCUAAAUAUGUUUUAAAUUCCAUAAAAACCGAUACGCAGCUUUUUACCCGGUACUUAUUCGAAUGAAUGAUAUGGCCGAAUAUAUCUUUUGAAACAGCGUUUUUUCAAGAAGCACGAAACAAAAGACAAAUUAAGUAAGUUUUUUGUAAGACAGAUCACUCCGAAUGAGGAGAAGAAAAGAAUUCUUGCCAUAUGGAAUCGUGUUGUGAGACUGUAUGAGAUCUGAUUUUUAUCAAUAUUUGUUUUUAUAUUUCCCUCAAUGAUUACUAUACAUGUUUUAUUUUAUGACAAAUGCAAACAUUUAUAUACGAGUCAUGUACAGUACAUGUAUUGCAAGAUAUGUACAUUGUGUACACAGAUACUUGUUCUGUUACAUAGUGAUAUUAGUACAUUUUAAGAACUGCAAAACAGAGAUCUACUAAUUAGAUUUAAUAUGUAUAUACAUACGUGUAUAUUGCUCUACUGAUAUUUUUAUCGAUAUGUUGCACUGAAAUUUAAUGGAAAAUGUACAUAAUUCAUACACGAUUCCCCAAUUAUCUCUUUGCAAGAUGCAAAUAUAAAAAGCAUAUUAUAUAAUGUCGAAUUUUUCACUUUUUUAUAAUAUUUUUUAAAGACAAUUAUAUUUUUAUACGCUUUGCAAUUUCUUCUGAUCUAAUUGUUUUUAUUGUAUUUUUAUUCUAUUAAAAAGCAUUAAUCGUUAUUGUUCUUCAAAUAAUGCAUAGAAUCAAAUUGGCUCAUCUUCGGAGAAAGUAGAAAGCACAAAUCUAAUUAGAUAAGAGCUAACGAUUUAUAUAUUUUGCUGUGUUAUAAAAGAAUGUACAUAUUAUUUUUAUAUGUUACGUUCCUUGAUGUAAAUGUGUAAGUACUUUCAAUGUGCUAUGAAUAGUUCAAUACAAAUAUUUUUGUAUUUAAUAUUUUGUUGUAGAUUACAGCGAUUAUAUAUCAUUGCAUAAGUUCCAAAAGAAAGAAUUGAAAUAUAAUCUAGCUAUUUAUAUUUGUAUCUUUUUAUAAUGUGAAGAAUCAGUGAAUCAUAUACAGUACUCAGUAUUUGAAUUACAACAGGUACUUCAACGAAAUGUUCGGAAAUACUUUUAGUAUUUGGUGGUAUUUCUUUAUUUUUUUACAAAUAAUUGCAGAUAAGUGCAAUACCGUAUAUAUCGUAAUCUUGUGAUAAUGAUGUUACUGUGGUCUCUUACUCAAUGGUAUAUCGAUAUAAAGAUAUUAAUACUAAUAAAUAUUGAAAAUUUUCAUUGAAAUAGGAUAUAAAAUUUCUCUCAAUUGGAAAUGUAUCAAAUUUUAAUUUUUCACGAUGAUGAUGAUCAAAUUCCACGUUUUAUUAUAUAGAUGGGAAAAAUACAUUAUGUAUUAAUAUGCGGAAAAUUGUAUCGACAAAAUUCUAUGUUUUUUCAGUGUCCUUUUGAAAUAAAUCUAAAUUGUACUCAAUGAAAUCUAGAAGGAUCAUAUAUAUAUUACAUACAUACUAUGAUAGAGAAAAUUAUUGCUGUUUAUCGAGCGGGCACUCCUUUUGUCAUAAAUUGCUAUCUCUUUAUCUUUAAACAAUAAAUAUAAUAAUCACUCUGAACUCUCAUAUUAGACAUCCGUCCGUGUACCGGGCACUAUUCGUGUAAUUCAUAACUAUAUAAAAAAGGGAUUCGUGUUAACGCUACAUAAUAAUUUUGAAAUCGAUAAUAAUUAUAUUAAUUAUAAGAUAGACAUUGUUCUAAUAAAAUUAAACAAACUACAUAUAAAUUGAUUUAGAACACGACGUAUAUGAUGGAAGUUAAGAUACAUACAAUGAUCAUCAUUUUGUUUCUUGUCGAAACAUUGUAGUAUCAAAAAUUUCAAUUGAUAAACAGGUCUUUCAUUGCGCAAAAAAUAACGCACCAUUCUAAAGUGCCUUGGAUGACACGAUGAUGGAAUGUCAGAUAAAUAAAUUCAAAAAUAUGUUACUCGAUGAUUAGAAUCAGAUAUCAUUUAUCUUUUAUUUAGAAAAUAGAUUUCUAUUUCUAUAUCCUAAUCUAAAUAUUUAUUUGCUUUAUAAUAUCUCACAAAAAAAUAUUUGAAUUCAGAUAUUUAAUAAAAUUACGUAAUUUUAUUGUAAUUUUUUUAUAACCAGCAUCGUGUCAUCUAAUAAGAAAGGUUCGUUAAUAAACAUUUUUUUAUGCUAAAUAUAUUGUGCAUAUGAGCUUGUAACUUAAAAAUUCUAGAAGGAAAUAAAAGAAAAGGAGCUUAGCUUGUAUUUAGAAACGAAUUAUAAAAAAAGAGAAGAAAACGAUAAAACCGUGCCACAUGAAUAAACAUAUCGGCAGGAAUAUUGCAAAAUGUGAUUAUAAAAAUAAGCUGAUUUUAAAUAGCAAUGAAAACAACAACUUGUUACUGCAGUUUUAUUCGAUGAGAAAAAAAAUAACGUCAGACUGAUAAGAGUGUGUAUGGAGCGAACGAGGAAGAGAGUGAAAGAAAGAAAGAGAGCGAGAGGGAGGGAGAAAUGUUGUCUAAAAUGUUUUAACUGUUGCCUAUAAAUUAAGCGUAAUUGAGCUCCUAUAUGUACCGACCGAUUACAAGAAUAACUUCUUCCUAUUGUAACUUUUUCUCAUUGCACAAGCCUUGCAAUUGUUAUGCUUACAAUUUGUGCAUGUGAGAAUGAUUAUUAUCAGACGUUUCAUUGUUAAUUGUACUUGAUACAGAGGAUCAGAGCCGUUAGAAAAAAAUUUAAUGAUACAAAUUUAUCAACUCUACGCAGAAAAUUUUAGCAAAUCAGAAUCUAUUAAACUAAUUUACAGUGCCAAUGUAUUCCACACAUACAAAAAGAGCUGUUGAAAUCGCUAAUUUUUUGAGGCAUGUAAAAUAUCAAAUUUUUGUAAAUUACAUAUUAUAUUCGAAUAGCCGAUAUUUUCGAAAAUAAGAUCGAUUAAAUUUUUAAUAAUAUAUUGCUUCAUCAGACA
This is a messenger RNA of Bombus huntii, 5769 nucleotides long. RefSeq names its product calcium/calmodulin-dependent protein kinase type 1-like (gene CaMKI). The coding region runs from base 818 to 2185 and encodes 455 amino acids. Lineage: Eukaryota; Metazoa; Arthropoda; Insecta; Hymenoptera; Apidae. Gene Ontology annotation, molecular function: ATP binding; calmodulin binding; calcium/calmodulin-dependent protein kinase activity. Gene Ontology annotation, biological process: protein phosphorylation. The transcript is spliced from 9 exons. The record is from RefSeq and is a predicted model, not a curated record.